UAAUAUUGAUAAUCAAAUCAAUAAUUUGAAAAUUGAAAAUUCUAGUGACCCAUUCCAGGAUAACCUCAUAGCUCCAUUUGAACAGCCAUAUAUCAAAGUUUCCAGUUUCAAUCUUCUUACAUCAUACAACAACAAAGAAAAGAAAAGCCAAAGCUAUGGAAACAGCCAACUCAUUUAAGAGCUACAGUAAAGUCGAUGAACUGCAAGAGCAAGAGUAUCGCAGAAGAACCCGCAAGCGUCUGAUCAUCAUCACUGUCUCCACCAUUAUCUUGAUCAUAAUCAUCGUUGGAGCUCUGGUAGAAACAUUGACCGGAAAAGCCACAUCGAAAAAUACUCUGCGGCCAACCUACUCAUCGGAAUCUAUCACUGCUAUAUGCAAUGUUACUCAGUAUCCGGCGUCGUGUGAUUCUAGCAUAGCAUCUCUCAAGAGCUCCUCAAACAUCACUGAUGCGAACCCGAAUCCAGAAAAGUUGUUCCAGCUCUCCAUGCAAGUUGCAGUCAAUGAACUGACAAAGCUUUUGUCUUGGCCGGACGAGCUCAUAUCCUCCGAGACUUAUAGCAAUAUUACCAAUGAUCCUGCGGUGCAAGCGGCUUUAGAUGAUUGUAAAUUCUUAUUUCAGGACGCCGUUGAUCAUAUCAAUGAUUCUAUCACCUCGUUCCAAGUGGGUCAGAUGUCCGGAAAGCAGAUCAACGACAUCAGAACAUGGCUGAGCACCGCAAUUACCAAUCAAGACACAUGCUUGGAUGGAAUAUACGAAGCCACGAACCACACUAUUCUUCCCCAAUACAUGAAACACGCUAUGCGCAACGCCACUGAGGCCACCAGCAACUGCUUGGCGAUUGCAUCAAACAUUUUGACAAUCCUACUCCAUUAUGUGCAAACUCCGAAUAAUCGGAAAUUAUUAACAGUUGAAAGAAUUUAUCAAUAUCGGACGUUGAAUGAUGAUUUUCCGGAAUGGAUCCGAAAUGGGUACCGAAAAUUACUGCAGGAGGAGAAUCCUAUAGUGGAUGUAAUAGUGGCAAAGGAUGGUAGUGGAGAUUUCGAGACCAUAAACGAGGCCAUAAAAUUGAUUCCCAAGAAGAGUACGUCGAGGUUUGUUGUUUAUGUAAAGGAAGGAGUGUAUGAAGAGAAUGUGAAUAUUACAAAGGAUUAUUGGAAUGUGAUGAUUUACGGUGAUGGAAUGAACAAGACGAUUGUUUCCGGCAGCUUGAAUAAGAUCGACGGCACUUCCACAUUCUUCUCUGGCACUUUUAUUGCUGCAGGCAGGGGAUUCAUAGCAAGAGACAUGGGCUUCAGAAACACAGCAGGCCCAGAAAAACAUCAAGCAGUGGCCUUACGUUCAUCCUCAGACAAAUCAGUUUUCUACCGAUGCUCCUUUGAGGCCUAUCAAGACACUCUGUACACACACUCGAAUCGCCAAUUUUAUUGCGAUUGCCAAAUCAUCGGCACCAUUGAUUUCAUUUUCGGAAAUGCGGCCGUCGUUUUGCAAAACUGUAGCAUCCAGCCCAGGCAGCCCAUGCCCAACCAAUUCAUCACCAUCACGGCCCAAAGUAAGACCGACCCAAAUCAGAACACUGGCAUGUCCAUCCAACGCGCUGAGAUCACUCCCUUCGACAAUCUGACAGCUACCACGUACCUCGGUAGGCCUUGGAAGAAUUAUGCCACCACUGUUUUUAUGCAAUCAGAUAUUGGAGGAUUUCUGGACCCAGAAGGAUGGGCUCAAUGGGUUGAUGGUGUUGACCCACCAAGCACUAUUCUUUACGCUGAGUAUCAAAAUACUGGGCCUGGAUCAGUAACAGAUGGGCGUGUGAGAUGGGACGGUGUUCGGCCCAAUAUCACAGAGGCGGAGGCACUGAAAUUUUCGGUGGAGUCUUUCAUCCAGGGCAGCCAGUGGUUGCCGGAUGCCGGUGUAAUGUUUGAUGGGAGUUUAUGAUGUGCAUUGAAUAUACGUAGGAUUAGGAAAUUAAUUAAAUUGAUUUAAAUGAUAGAAUAAUAUUCAGUAAUGUCAUUUAUUACUUUUA
Messenger RNA from Pistacia vera, 2022 nucleotides. RefSeq names its product pectinesterase 3-like. Gene Ontology annotation, biological process: cell wall modification. The transcript is spliced from 2 exons. The record is from RefSeq and is a predicted model, not a curated record. NCBI's taxonomy places the organism in Eukaryota, Viridiplantae, Streptophyta, Magnoliopsida, Sapindales, Anacardiaceae. Gene Ontology annotation, molecular function: pectinesterase activity; pectinesterase inhibitor activity. Bases 156 to 1934 code for a protein of 592 amino acids.